AUGGCCGCCGACGGUGCUCCGACACAUGCAGGCCGCGGCAGCAGCAGCAGCGGCGACGGCGGCGAGCGGAGGAAUAGCAGCAACAUCAACUCGACGCCACCGGCACCCUCAGCGCCGUCAUCGUCAUCAGGCAUGCCCUCCAGGAACCCGCUACCGCUCUCUGCCAGUCAGGAAGCGCAGGUGCGCGAGGUGUUCAACAAGAGGGUGCGGGACCAGUGUGCGGAUGAGAUUAAAGCUUUCGCAGACUGCGCCCGCGGCCGCACGUUCACGAUCCCUUUCGCCUGCCGCGCGAUAUCGACCAAGAUGAACUCAUGCAUGGCGUUGCACGCAACGCCCGAGGAGCACGACCGGGCACGCGAGGAGUGGUUCGCGCAGCGCAUGGUGCGCGCCAGGGAGCGCGAGAUGAAGGAGCGCCGCAAGAUCGAGCAGGAGAAGUUCCACCGCGAGUGGUGGGGGCUGCCAGACCAGGAUCCGGAGAGGCUCAAGGCGCAGCUCGAGAAGCUCGAGCGGCCAGAGAGGAUUGGUGGCAAGGUUGUCAGGAAAGCUCCGGAUGCCUCGGCCGCCGCACCGUCGUCGUCCUCGCCCUCCCAAAGCAGGUGA
Microdochium trichocladiopsis is the source of this 600-nucleotide messenger RNA. RefSeq names its product cytochrome c oxidase biogenesis protein Cmc1 like-domain-containing protein. Bases 1 to 600 code for a protein of 199 amino acids. Gene Ontology annotation, cellular component: mitochondrion. Lineage: Eukaryota; Fungi; Ascomycota; Sordariomycetes; Xylariales; Microdochiaceae. The record is from RefSeq and is a predicted model, not a curated record. The transcript has 2 exons.